Peniophora sp. CBMAI 1063 is the source of this 1716-nucleotide messenger RNA. NCBI's taxonomy places the organism in Eukaryota, Fungi, Basidiomycota, Agaricomycetes, Russulales, Peniophoraceae. The record is from the annotation of a GenBank genome assembly.
AUGUUGCUAUCCCUACCGACCGAAACCAUCAUCCAUGCGCUGGAUCUCGCCGACUUUCGCUCUAUCCUGUCCUGUGGGGCGACUUGCAAGCGGUUGCGUUCGAUAACAACAACCGCUGAGCCUCUGCUGUACAUCACUACGCUUGCGGCUAACGGGCUACGGGAAGUGGGGGAAGAACAAUACGAGUCGCUCUCAGUGUCAGAGAAACUGGCACGAGUGCGCGAGUAUGAGCGUGUCGGGAGUCGAGGCGGACAACUCGUUCUUUAUGACCGCAUUUCCAAGCUUCCUUCCAGACGGAGCUACGGAUAUUGGAUUACUCAAACGCGUGCGGAUGAUGGAUCUCUCACCAUCAGUCGUGUAAAGGUGGGAGGACCGCGGAAUGGUGACCUUUCGCCCAGAGAGCUACUCUUGGCAUCCAUCCCGGGUCCUCGACCUACACGAUGCGCCGUGUGCUACUACGACCCCGACACCGUGAUAGGGAUCACCUACGAACCGGAACCUUACUCCUUGUCCUUGACAGGACGCCUUAUAUGGACGUUUAACGUGUGGGACUUGAGCUCAGUCAAUGCGACUAUCUUGAGCAGCUUUCGUGGUAACCCGAUGCUGCCACGAUCCUGGAGCGCAUACGGCUACACGAUUUCGUAUAGGAGUGGGGGCAAACGUAUCACAAGGGACUUGCGCUUUACGGAGCCGAUCCAGACCCUGGAGAUUCCAUACAUCGCUGAGCCUACGAGGAAUGGCCAUAGUUCUCACCAUGUACUAGUUGCCGACGAUAUGUCGAUUAUCGCAAGAAACCCGAUCGCAGAGACCCCUAGGCUCGAAACAGAUCCCAGCAAUUUCCCCUUGGCGCCUUCGUACGAAGUCCAUCUCCUCAACAAUGACCAACCCACGACGGUGUUCACGCUCAGACUGCCCCGAUUGAAUGAUGAGUGGAACGAUGCAACUGUCGAGCGUUCAGGACGCGAACCUGUGGUAGAUGGGGUCUUCGGACGCAUGGACGGUGUCGCAGCUACCUAUCAGGACCACCGACUUUUCUACGACCAUUGGCGUUUCCGGUGUCCCAUCACCCUCAAUCUCGAUCGGUCGGUCAUCGAGUACACGGAGGACAAUAUCCUCGUCUGCCUUCACGUUCCUAGAUUGCGCGAAUUCCUUCGCCGCCGCGCUCGUUCUUCCGAAACACAAUCUCGGUUCCUCGAAUGGGACGAGUGGGCUGCACAUGCGCGCAUUGUCGUUUUACGUGCGCUUCCAGUACCGUAUUCCAUACACUGGCGCAGCUCGGAGAAUACGACGGGGAUGCGCAUUGCAUUGUGGCGUAAAUGCCUCAAUGAAGAAGUGUUGAAUUCACCGGAAUUAGUAUCUGCGGCACGCAUGAUAGCCAUCCUGGACUUUCAUCCAAGUAGGGCGAGGCGUCGGGAUUCUGAUGCGGACGCGGAUCUCCGCUUUGCAUUGGAUGACGGCCUGCAUGGCAGCGGCAUGGUCCGUCCCUUCCAGGACGAGAACGCAUACGCUGGCGGACUAGCCUGCGCGGAAUACACGUACAAGUUGCCACCAGACGUCUCGACCCAAGGCGGCAUAUACAAGGUGUACGCGACUACGUUGGACGGUGUCGUGCUCACUCAGAGAAGCCAUGCUGGAAAGAUGGUGUACGUCCAUUGCGCGCUCCCGAACCUACAGAAUGCGGAGAAUCAAGGGACCCCCACAGAUGGAACGGUUUGA